Rotaria sordida is the source of this 770-nucleotide messenger RNA. Lineage: Eukaryota; Metazoa; Rotifera; Eurotatoria; Philodinida; Philodinidae. The record is from the annotation of a GenBank genome assembly.
AUGGGAGAUGAACAUGCAAGUGUUAUUUUACAUAUUCUUAAAACAACAUUAAAAUUAAUUGAAAAAUCUGAAUUUAGUGUUAAUGAAUUAUCAGCAUUAUUUGAUUGUGUUCUUAAUCCAGUUGCUGCUAAAGCUCAAAGAAAAGUUGUUGUAUCAAAUGGUUUGGAUUUGAAUGCUUGGAUAAAUGAUCCUCCAUCAGAUAGUGAAGAUGAAUCAAUAACAACAAGUUCACAUUAUGAUAAUAAAGAUUUAUUUUAUGGUGAUAAUGGAGAAAAUUAUAAUUCUAAUUUGUAUUCCGGUGUUACAUUAAGUUAUCAAAAAUCAAAAAAAUAUAUUGAACCAACUGCUGAAGAAUUAGAAAAACAACGAGAAUCAAGAAAACAAAGUGAACAAAUGAAUCCAUUCUAUUUGAAAGAUUCGAAAAAACCAAAAUUGACACAAAGGGUAUGAGUAUGAAUUUUUGAUUUAGAGAUCUUUCGAGGAAAGUUCCUCCCAACUAAUUAAUCGCUUUUGAGUUGAAACUAUGUACAUCAUAUCGAAUUAAAUAAGCUACAGACAUAUUACAAAUCUACGGUAGUUUUUAAACGAAUGCAUUAGUUCCUCUUCAGAAAAAUUGAUUUUCGAAUUGUGACUUGAAACUCGAUGUAAAGACAGGGCUUAACGUUAGUGAUUUGUUGUGAACGUUUCAAAUCUUUUGAUUAGCUUCUAUGUUGACAUAAGAAGGUCGAAUUUGUUAUUAGAUAUAAAAGACAAGUUUUUACUAUACCUUU